AUGGCAGACAAUUCGGUUCUAUUUCAAAUGCCUCGAUUCACCAAAGAUAACUAUGAAAAUUGGUAUAUCCGUAUGAAGGCAAUUUUAGGAGCACAAGAUGUGUGGGAAGUUGUUUCCAAAGGUUAUGAUGAGCCAGAAGAUGAGGCAACUUUGUCUCAAGCCGAAAAAGAUGUUUUACAAGCCAUGAGAAAGAAGGACAAAAAGGCGGUGAUGACCAUCCAUCAAUGUUUGGAUGAUGGAAUGCUACAAAGAGUUGCUAGUGCUAAAAAUGCAAAGCAACUAUGGGAGAUUCUUCAAAAUUCCUUCCAAGGAGUUGAUAAAGUAAAGAAGGUUCGCCUCCAAACGUUACGGGGUGAAUUUGAAGCAUUGCAUAUGAAGGAAUCUGAAUCAAUUUCAGAUUGUUUUUUGAGAGUCUUGGCUAUUGUAAAUCAACUAAGAAGAUAUGGUGAAACCACCAUGACUGAUACAAGGGUCGUUGAAAAGAUUCUUCGGUCAUUGGAUUCCAAAUUCAACUACAUUGUUGUAGCCAUUGAAGAGUUAAAGGAUUUAGAUUCCAUGACUGUUGAUCAACUCAUGGGUUCGUUGCAAGCUCAUGAAGAAAAGCUGGUGAAGAAACAAGAAGCUUUGGAGCAAGUGUUACAAACAAAGUUUUCGUUGAACGAAAGAGACGAAAAACAUAGAGGAAAUCAAAGGGGCCAAGGACGUGGAAAUGCACGUGGCCGAGGAAGAGGAAGAGGCCGUCGAAGAGGAGAAAGAAGCGGUCAACACACAACCAACAAUAAAGAAAAAAUCCAUGACUCACAACAAAUAAGAGGUCGUAGUAGAGGAAAUUACUCAAGGUCAUAUGGAAGGAGGUAUGAUAAGUCUCAAAUUCAAUGUUAUAAUUGUCAAAAGUAUGGUCAUUAUGCUUCGGAAUGUAGAAAUGUUGCUAACGAUGUUGAAAAAAAGGCUAAUUAUGUUGAUGAAGAAGUCGAGCCUACUUUGUUGUUGGCAUACAAAGGUGAAAGGAGUGAUCAAGAAGAUGUGUGA
Messenger RNA from Cornus florida, 1029 nucleotides. RefSeq lists its product as uncharacterized. Gene Ontology annotation, molecular function: zinc ion binding; nucleic acid binding. Bases 1 to 1029 code for a protein of 342 amino acids. The record is from RefSeq and is a predicted model, not a curated record. NCBI's taxonomy places the organism in Eukaryota, Viridiplantae, Streptophyta, Magnoliopsida, Cornales, Cornaceae. The transcript has a single exon.